GGUGCCCCGGCGUCGUCGGGCCCUCGUAGGCGCCCCCCCUCGUCUUCAGGGGCCGCCUCGCCGUCCUCGUCCCCGAGGGAGCCGCCCCUUUGCUCCUCGCCUCGCCGCGGCCGGGCUGCAAGGUAAGUGCUGUCUGGGAGGGUGUCAGGGAUGUCGUCGUCUUCGUCGACCGUGGUCUAUGAGGGGUGGAUGGUCCGGCGUGGCCGCCGCAAGAUCGGCCGCUCCUUUAUCCACAUGCGCUACUUUGUGCUGGAGACCCGGCUUCUCUCGUAUUUCAAGCGCAAGCCUCAGCACAAGAUGCCCAAGCUCCCCAUCAAGUCCCUCCACAUCGAUGGCAACUGCAGGGUCGAGGACAGGGGCCUCAAGAUGCACCAUGGCCAUAUGCUUUAUGUCUUAAGUGUCUACAACAAAAGGGAGAAGCACCAUCGCAUCACGAUGGCGGCAUUCAAUAUCCAGGAGGCUCUAAUCUGGAAGGAGAAAAUUGAGAUGGUCAUCGAUCAGCAACAAGGUGUAGUGUCGCCCGAUGGUAAUACAGCCUUUAGCUCAUCGCAGCAAAAUGCUGGUGUAGAAAAUGGAAGGAAAUCUUCUUCCUCUGAUCGUGACAGUCAGUAUAGUCAUGAAGAGGAAGAAGAGGAGGAGGACAAUCACCGAUCAUUGAUGCGAAGAACAACAAUUGGGAAUGGUCCUCCGGAAUCAUUGCAUGAUUGGACUCGUGGAAACGAUACAGGAAUAUCUGAUCAGGGAAGCCCUGCCCAAGUUUUCUCUAGAGGACACUGGCGCCUUGUCAGAUGCCAGAAUGGUCUCCGCAUUUUUGAGGAGCUCCAGGAUGUUGAUUACCUUGCAAGGAGCUGUAGCAGAGCAAUGAAGGCUGUUGGAGUUGUUGAGGCUUCGUGUGAGGCUAUAUUUCAGCUUGUGAUGAGCAUGGACACCACCCGCUUUGAGUGGGACUGCAGUUUCCAGUAUGGCAGUCUAGUGGAGGAGGUCGAUGGCCACACAGCAAUACUGUACCAUAGGCUACAACUGGAUUGGUUUUCAGCAUUUACUUGGCCUCGUGAUCUUUGUUAUGUACGAUAUUGGCGGCGUAAUGACGAUGGAAGUUAUGUUGUGCUAUUUCAAUCAAGAGAGCACCCAAACUGUGGUCCACAACCAGGAUUUGUUAGGGCACACAUUGAGAGUGGUGGUUUCAACAUUUCUCCACUGAAAUCCCGUAAUGGGAGAGUCCGAACACAAGUACAGCAUCUUAUGCAGAUUGAUUUGAAGGGUUGGGGGGUUGGCUACUUACCUUCAUUUCAACAACAUAGCCUCCUUCAUAUGUUGAACAGCGUUGCCGGGCUCAGGGAAUGGUUUUCACAAAGUGAUGAAAGUCAAAUACUUCCUAGGAUUCCUGUUAUGGACAAUAUGGCCCUAUCGGUUUCUUCUAAGAAAGGCACAAAAACACAGGAUAAUACUGUGCAAACCAGCCUUCCGGCGGAUGAAAGUAGACAUUCAACGGUUGAGGAGGAGUCUGACGAAGAUGAAGAAUUCCAGUUACCUGAAUCUGAGCUAGAGCCAUCAACUCGUGAGCUCGAUGCAGAUGGUAAACUACUAGGGUUGGAUGAGGAAGAUUCAGGUGAGAUUGAUUUUUCUGGAUUUUCUGGAAAUUUACGCCGGGAUGACCGUGAUAACAGUCGUGAUUGUUGGAGAAUAUCUGAUGGAAAUAACUUCAGAGUGCGAAGCAAGAACUUCAUAUAUGAUAAAAGCAAGGUUCCUGCUGGAAAGCCUCUUAUGGAGCUUGUUGCUGUUGACUGGUUUAAAGACGUGAAACGAAUGGAUCAUGUUGCUAAAAGAAAAGGAUGCGCUGUUCAAGUUGCUGCCGAGAAGGGUCUUUUUUCAUUGGCAAUAAAUCUACAAGUUCCUGGCACAACGAACUAUAGUAUGGUUUUCUACUUUGUAUCAAAGAAACUGAUACCGAACUCCUUGUUGCAACGUUUUGUUGAUGGCGAUGAUGAAUUCCGCAAUAGUAGGUUCAAGCUGAUCCCAUCUGUACCGAAGGGCUCAUGGAUUGUCCGCCAAAGUGUUGGCAGCACACCGUGUCUCCUGGGCAAAGCAGUUGACAUCACCUAUAUCCGUGGUGCAAAUUAUUUGGAAAUAGAUGUGGACAUAGGUUCGUCUACGGUGGCAAAUGGAGUCUUGGGGCUUGUGUGUGGCGUGAUCACGACGCUAGUUGUGGACAUGGCUUUUCUUGUCCAGGGCCACACAUACGAGGAGCUCCCGGAACGACUGAUCGGUGCCGUUCGGAUGUCGCACAUAGAACUAUCAUCUGCGGUUGUUCCUGUGCUUGAGGAUUAACCAAAUUACACUACUAUUGCUCAUUUGGUCCAAGUGAUGCUUGCAACGUCGGCAUCCAUCUCCUCUAUUUCAGUCUUGACAAGACACAGUAGGGUAUACAUAUAUACAGGCAGGGAACCAAGGGUUGGCGCUCGUGCCAUGCCAACGACAUACUGAACGCGGAGAAGCAAUUAAUUUUUAUGUGUAUGUAAUUAUGUAUUGCACAUCAUAAUUCGGUGAUGUGAUGGCAAUCUCGUAGGUGUUAGAAUUGUGUCAGCAAAGAAAAAAAGAAGAUACCGAAAUUAGGGCUAGGAGACUGGGCGAGGCCCAGGUGAGGGCCAGUUCAGCGCGAAUAAAAAAGCCAUGUGUUUGCUUUGUUUGGAACUUGUAGGAAAGGGGCUGAGAUGACAGUUCCAAGUUCAAAGUUGAAACCACACAAGCCAUUGUUCAUGUACUAAUAUGUAACUUGAGACUGCAAUAUAAGAUCGUGCCACUGAUUUGCAGGA
This is a messenger RNA of Triticum urartu, 2813 nucleotides long. RefSeq names its product protein ENHANCED DISEASE RESISTANCE 2. The record is from RefSeq and is a predicted model, not a curated record. Gene Ontology annotation, molecular function: lipid binding. NCBI's taxonomy places the organism in Eukaryota, Viridiplantae, Streptophyta, Magnoliopsida, Poales, Poaceae.